Messenger RNA from Dromiciops gliroides (monito del monte), 3417 nucleotides. RefSeq lists its product as uncharacterized. The record is from RefSeq and is a predicted model, not a curated record. The coding region runs from base 1 to 2595 and encodes 864 amino acids. NCBI's taxonomy places the organism in Eukaryota, Metazoa, Chordata, Mammalia, Microbiotheria, Microbiotheriidae. The transcript has 22 exons.
AUGAGAAUGAAGAAGAGGCGCCCUCCGCCCCCACUCUGCCUCCGCCGCCCCGUUGGUCACGUGGACCCGGCAAGGGACGACUUCGAGGAGGCCCCGGGAACUCCAAGAAAAGGAGAAAGGCCUCCCUACCCAAAUGCAAAAUGGCCGCCCCGGCGACGAAGACGACGACUGCUUCGGCGCCCACCCUGCCCGCCUUUGCCAGGAUCCAAAAUGGCCGCAGGGAGUGUCGACCCAGGGCAAGUGAGUGGCUCUCUUCGGGCCCCACCUAGAGGGUGGGUGGAGUCCCGUGCGCUCGGCGCAGGCGCGGUAAGGCCACUCCCCAUCCCGGAAGUGACGGUUGAUGGCGGAAGGCCGUUGGUGCCGCGGGAAUUGAAAGUUGAGGAGUGUAGUGGUAGACUACCUGAUACCAUGGGACCUGAAAAAGAAACCAGUGAAGAAAGUGUGAUUUUGAUUAGUGAUGAUGAAACAGACACUGAAACUACCUUAGGGAAUACCAUUGUGGUGAUUGAACCUUCUGAAAACCUUGAUUUGGAAGAGAAGAAAUCUGAAGAAAUUGUGGAUGAGGAAUCUGGACUAGUAGUUACCUUCUGUAAAAAAGGGAUGGUGAUGCCACAUGCAAGACAUGACUGUAUGACGCACCCUUUUGAACGAACAGAGAGUGAGACAUGUAUUCCUGUUAAGCAAAAUUCAAAUAUAUGUGGUCAGUGCUACUGCUAUGUUUGUGAUAAACUGGCAUCAGAGUGUCAGUAUUGGACGACUUCUUCCUCUUGUCAUUGCAAUGCCCACAAUAAAAGUAAAUUUUGGAAGGAUCAGCGAAAUUUUACUUUGACUGGUGUUCUCGUAAUUUUUAACCUGGAACCCACAGAGAUAGACACAGAUCUCCGUCGUGGGGGAGAGCUUUUGUUUAAAUUUCUUCGAGAACUUUCUAUCCAGUAUAACAACUUUCUUUCUGGAGAGAUUGUUCUGAGUCUUCAGGACUGUAUGUGUCCCUCAAAACAGGCACCUGGCCAAUGCAGUGUCUGCAGCCGGCUUCAAAAUGAGGUUAUAUAUAGGUAUUCAGAUGUUUUCAAUUUAGUAUCUUCAUUUAUAAAUAAAGCAGAAAAAGAGAAGCCUAAAACUGCUGCUGUGAUGUUGUUGGGAGUAGCCAGGGAAAUAGCACUUCACAAGGACCCUACUCAAUCCUGUCAAAAUCUUGGACCAUCUGAGUCUUUGAAAUUGGCUGUACCUUUUCUCAUGUCAAGGAUUACCAAAAACCUCCAAAGGAUGCUUGUGCUCAGUGACUUCCCCAAAAAACUUUAUGAAAAAUUCAUUAGCUUUUUCCAGACCAUUCCUCUUCCCCCUUACUGUUUUAAGUUUACAAAUUGCCUGAAUGUUGUAUCAUGGGAUCACAGAUUACUAACCACGGUUUUAAAAGGCCAGAACAUUACUGGUGAACAAAAAAAGAAUGGGAAGAAGGAAUUCCUCUGGGAAGUUCUUACGGUGAUAAAGGCUAGAACUGAAAAAAUGGAGAAUAUGGGACAGUACAAAGAACUAGUUCGCUAUUUGAGAGCAGUAAAGUGUAAUGAAGGUGUUGGGUUAAAGGCUCUUAGAGACAAGAUUCCUUUAUACUUGUGCAAAAGUGGCGAUUUCACUAGUGCUGCAUACUCGUUACUACUUCCCAUCAACAACCUAGCAUGCUGCACGGCCUGCCGGCUUUCACCCUUGCAGUUUGAGAGCUACCUGAAAAUGUUCUGGACAGGAAGCAUCCCUUCAGGGAAAGACUUCCAGGAUUCUGAGAUGUGGAUUUUGAACGUAGGUUCUCCUGUAAAAUGUUCUGUUCUAAUUAAGCAGGCCCUCCGAGUACUCUACAACAAUCAGUCCUUGUACAGAAAUUCAAGAUGCUGGAGUGCACUCAUCACGAUUUUGGGCAGUAGUCCUAUUUUGGAACAGAAUGGCCUCCUAACUACUCUCACACUGAGAGAACCAUCACCUUCCUUCAGACAGAUGGUGUGGGACGUGUCCUUUGGCAUUUUAGAAGAAUUGAAACUGAAAGUCAAUGUUACUUUGCCUUCAGAAGUAUUUUAUGGUUCUCUUGGUUUUACUUGGAUGUGGAGGCAGAAGACAUGGGUUUUUGUUGCCUCCCAGCUAAACCUUGAGGCCUGCUUUCUUCUCACCAUUCAAGCUGCCCUUCAGAUGGUGCUAACUGACUUUCCAUGGUUGACUUCUUUUCUUGAAAUAAUAUUAGCUUUUGGGAAAAAUUUCUGGGCACUAAAGCUAUUUUUGGAAGGCCUCUUGUACCAAAUGCCUGUUCUUCAUGAUGUUGUCAGUAUGAUUGCCAGAGAUCUGAGUUACCAGAAACACACUCUGCUAAAAUUGUGGCAAACCCUGGGUCCAGACUAUGUUGGGGAGCUACUCUGCCUUUUCCUGAGCUUCAGGAAUUCACAGUUGCAGUCUGUUGGCAUCUUUCUAUCACAUGUGAUAAUAGAAAACUUAAAUCAGUGUCCUUGGGCAAAGUCACUUGAUGUUUUUCGUCUCAAAGCUUUCAAAAGACCUCAUCUUGAGACUGCAAAUCAUCUUCAGUUGAACAAAUUUGUAUCUAUUUUGGAGAAUUUGUAACUGUAUUUCCUAAAUCAUUUCUCUUGGGAAUUUGUCACAGCUCACUGCCAGACACCUACAAGCCUACCAUUACUGCUUCGUGUUCAGAAUUUCCUCUUUUUGUAUUUUGAUGUCUUGGUAGUAAGACUCCCGAUUGCCAAACUUAAUGGCCUGUGUUUUUAUUCACCUGCGAUUACAUUCUGAAUUGAGGGAAGUGGGGAAGAGUGCCUCAUAGAAAACAAACCAGUUGGGAUGUCUCAGUUAUGUAGGGACAAUUGUUUACCUUCACCCUACCCAGUUUUGCCCCUUCCAGGGUUUGGACAGUUAUAAAAUAUCUAAGUUGUCAUCUGACAAAGCAGGCAUCCCCUGCCAUGAAGAUUACUCUCUCUUGCGAGUAUGGUUUGAGUUAGCUGUGUUCGUACAGAAAAUAACAUUAAGAAGGGUAGCAGGCCCAUGGGGGAAAAAAGGGACUCAGGUAGUUCCCCUUCUGGGUUAAUUUUCUUUUAACCUUCAAUCAGAAAUCACAGGUAUGGCCUUUGACCUAAUAUUUAAAGAUCCAUGUUUCCCCUUUAAAUAUUUAAACAAAACUGUAGUACCAUAGGUUUUAUAAAGGUAGAUCUGAGUAAAUACUCUAGAUUUUCAAACCUGUUUUUUUUUUUUUUGUUUUAGUUAGAGUUGCCUAAAAGGAGGGGAGUUCAGAAUUUCUCACUUUGCUGCUGUCAUACGUAAAUUGUCAGUAACCAGGUUCUUAAUGAUUUGCAUUAACAUUUACCAUUUAUGUUCUAAUUCAUAAAAAUGGUAACAGAAGUGUAUCUUGGCUUGUGUCAUUUGUCCAGCCUCUGA